UCUUUUGUAUGAAUAUAUUUAUUAAACAAUUUUCUUUUUUAAUACACAGAAUGGCAACACGGAGAAAACGUGCAUCAAGUGAUAACAUACACGAAAGAAUGAGUAAAAAGCAUACUCUUGAUUCGGAUGAAGAAGACUCUGACCACUACGAACGUGAAUAUAUGAAUGAUAGCGACAUUGAAGGUGGUGAGGAGGGAAUUUCAAAAGUAGAAGACAAUGUAAAGGUAACACCUUUUAAUAUGCGAGAGGAGUUGGAAGAAGGUCACUUUGAUAAAGAUGGUCACUACCAUUGGAAUAAUGACACGGAAAUAAAAGAUAAUUGGUUGGAUAACAUCGAUUGGGUUAAGAUAGAGAAAGGUGACUCAAAAAAUGACGAUCAGAGCUUAAAUUCAUCGGAUAGUUCUACAGCACUCCCAGAGAAUCCCUUCAAUUUGUCAAUGACACUAAGACAAAUAUUGGAAUAUUUAAAAGAGGACGAAAGUGUUCAACAAGCUUUGAAAAGAUUGGGAAAUCAGCGUCCUGCGGUAACAACUUUAGAAAGAAUAAAACAAAAGAAAGCUGGUAUUGUUGAUCCGAAAACGCAAGAUAUUUUGAAACUAACUGAGCUUGCCAAUGAAGUACUUAUAAAGACUGGAAACAUGAAUAUAUAUGAGGAAACUUCUGAAAGCAUUAAGUUAAAGCUCACAGAUUUGCCUAGUACCAGCAAAGCUAAAAUUGAUAGCGAGGUCGAUAUGUAUUCUGAUGAUUUCGAUUUGAAAGAGUCUCAACUUGUUAAAGCACGUACUAAAUUAAAUCAAUCUUUGACCGAUUCGUCUGCAGUUAUGUGGGAGUUUAAGUGGACACAAAAUAGCGAUGAAAUUCAUGGCCCUUUUGCCACUGAUAAGAUGUUAAAAUGGUCUAAAGAAAAAUAUUUCAAAAAUGGAGUGUAUGCUCGAAAAUGUGGCGAAAAAUCCAACUUUUAUUCCAGCAAUAGAAUAGAUUUUGAAUUAUAUUUGUAAAUUAUCAAUAUAUUGCAUGUACGUACAUAACUCCACAGAAAGAGUUUUAAUUAAUGCG
Messenger RNA from Drosophila obscura, 1056 nucleotides. It is a transcript of the gene holn1, whose product is annotated as CD2 antigen cytoplasmic tail-binding protein 2 homolog. NCBI's taxonomy places the organism in Eukaryota, Metazoa, Arthropoda, Insecta, Diptera, Drosophilidae. Gene Ontology annotation, cellular component: U5 snRNP. Bases 9 to 998 code for a protein of 329 amino acids. Gene Ontology annotation, molecular function: protein binding. The transcript has 3 exons. The record is from RefSeq and is a predicted model, not a curated record.